Chelonoidis abingdonii (Abingdon island giant tortoise) is the source of this 1623-nucleotide messenger RNA. RefSeq names its product interaction protein for cytohesin exchange factors 1 (gene IPCEF1). The record is from RefSeq and is a predicted model, not a curated record. NCBI's taxonomy places the organism in Eukaryota, Metazoa, Chordata, Testudines, Testudinidae.
AUGACGGAAAUGGUAGUGCAGACAAGGCCAAACUCACUUGUAGUUCAGUCAAGUUCCACCUAUGUGGAUGAGGCAGAGCUGAGUGCAGAAACUGCUUUGGAGUUGGCAGGGCAAGUGUGUGGCUGGUCACAGGAAUUCCUAGCUGGUGGCUUUCCCCCUUCGGUUUUAGAAUCCUACAUGGCUGCUGAUGGGAAUGCUCUUGUUCCCUUGCGUCAGAAGACCAAACAGAAAAGUCAAGGGAUUGUUGUUAUGAGUCGACGGAGGAUAUCGUGCAAGGACCUGGGACUAGUUGAUUACCAGGGGUGGCUCUACAAGAAAAAGGAAAAAGGACCUUUCAUUGGUAACAAAUGGAAAAAGUUCUGGUUCGUGCUGAAGGGGUCAUCGUUAUACUGGUACAGCAACCAAUUGGCAGAGAAAGCUGAAGGAUUCAUCAACCUGCCAGACUUUACUGUGGACCGAGCAAGUGAAUGCAAGAAAAAGUAUGCUAUUAAGGUCAACCACCCACAGAUCAAGACAUUUUAUUUUGCAGCAGAGAAUGUGGAGGAAAUGAAUAGGUGGCUAAAUAAACUGGGGCUAGCUGUAAUUCCUCAGGCAUCCAAUGGAAAGAAUGAAGAAGAAUGCUAUAGUGAGAGUGAACAUGAAGAUCCAGAAAUAGCAGGAGAGACUCCUCCCCCUCCCUACACAGAACAGCCGCCUCCUCAUUUGGCUCAACAGCAGUCCUUAUUGAUGUCGCCGCUAUCAAGUGAAGCAUCCUGUUCUCUCUCCUCCUUGGAAAGCACCAUGAAGUCACAAGAUUCCUCAUCUUCCUUGCUAGCCAAAAUGGCUCAUCCAGAGAGACAGUCUUGGCUUGACAUAGUUAACACGGAAGAGGUUGAUCAACCUUUAUCCUUCUGUGUCCAGAUUCAUGCUGAUGAUCAUCCAAUGGCAGACUGUAGUGAAAUGGCAGAAAGUCGGCUUCUCAAAUCUGAUAAUGGAUCUCAGAACUCUUUGUUAAGUGAAAACACAACUUCAUCAGACAGCAGCAGGGAUCACCUAACUGUGCCAGAAGAUUUGAUAGGAACGAAGACACUGUCCAAAGAACAGGCAAAAUGCUCCGAAGAUGAAAUGGAGCGACUUUACAAGUCAUUAGAACAAGCAAGUUUGUCUCCUAUUGGGGACCGUCGACCUUCAACCAAAAAAGAGCUCAGAAAGUCCUUCGCCAAACGGAGCAAAAACCCCUCCAUGAAUGAGAAACUCCACCAAAUCCGAAUGCUGAAUAGCACUUUAAAGUGUAAAGAGCAUGACCUGGCCAUGAUUAACCAAUUGCUGGAGGAUCCUGAGUUGACAGCAAGGAAGUAUAGAGAAUGGAAGAAUAUAAACACAAUGUUGAUCCAGGAGAUCUAUCAGCAGCAGGAUGCCCUGGCUGUGCUGGAAGGGAAUAGCAAGGAGCCAUAGAUGAAUCUACCACUUUUCUUUAACUGAAAACGCUAUCUGAGGACAGUGGAACCUGCAGUACAUGACAGGAUUCCUCCCUGUCCCUCUUUACCUACAGAUGCUUUAAGCUACUACAGUUUCAGGUUUUGUUUUUUCCAAGUGCUUAUCUCUUCCCUUUUAAAAGGAAAACAACCCAUUCACCAAAGCAUU